UUUAAUGAAAUAGAAUUAAGAUUCAUGUGUUAUCUCGAAUAGUGCAAACACUUGAUCAUGGCCAGUUGCUUGAGAAAAGAAGUCAUGAAACUUGCAUUGGUUCAGCUAAAAGUUACUGCUGACAAAGCUCAGAAUUUGAAACGAGCGUGUGCUAAAAUAGAAGAGGCCUGCAAAGUUGGAGGUGCUGAUUUGGUUUGUCUUCCAGAAUGCUUCAACUCUCCCUAUGGAACUCAGCAUUUUGCAGAUUAUGCGGAGACAAUACCCGGCAGUUCCACCGAAACUUUAGCAUCGGCGGCAAAAGACAACAGCUGUUUCCUAGUUGGAGGAAGUAUUCCUGAAAGAGACAAAAGCGGAAAGUUGUUCAACACAGCUUGCGUAUUCAAUCCAAGUGGCGAAAUGCUAGGAAAGUUUAGGAAGUUACACUUGUUUGAUAUCGAUAUUCCAGGGAAAAUUCGAUUUAUUGAAUCAGAAGUGUUGACAGCCGGAAACGAGACCCUAACCUUUGGCGUUCCAAUGAAGAAUAAAACCUUGAAAAUUGGAGUUGGAAUCUGUUAUGAUCUUCGCUUUCCUGCUCUUGCCAAUUUGUACAGACAGCAGGGUUGUCAUUUGAUACUAUACCCGGGUGCAUUCAACAUGACUACGGGUCCAUUGCAUUUUGAGUUACUACAGAGAGCCAGGGCUUCAGAUAACCAGCUGUAUGUUGCCGCAUGUUCCCCUGCGCGUGACGAGGCGUCGGGUGGGUACGUCGCGUGGGGACAUAGUAGUGUAGUCGAUCCAUGGGCAAAAGUGAUCUCCAAAGCGGAAGCUAGUGAAACUAUAAUUUAUGCAGAUGUUGAUCCAGAUGAGCUGGAGAAUACGAGAAACUCCAUUCCAAUUUUAAAUCAAAUGAGAUUAGAUUUAUACACAGAAAGUUCGCCUGUAAACUGAGCUUAGUUGUAGUUAAUUUAUUGU
Messenger RNA from Symsagittifera roscoffensis, 951 nucleotides. RefSeq names its product omega-amidase NIT2-like. Bases 58 to 927 code for a protein of 289 amino acids. Lineage: Eukaryota; Metazoa; Xenacoelomorpha; Acoela; Convolutidae. The record is from RefSeq and is a predicted model, not a curated record. Gene Ontology annotation, molecular function: omega-amidase activity. Gene Ontology annotation, biological process: oxaloacetate metabolic process; L-glutamine metabolic process. Gene Ontology annotation, cellular component: mitochondrion. The transcript has a single exon.